Messenger RNA from Opisthocomus hoazin, 666 nucleotides. The record is from RefSeq and is a predicted model, not a curated record. Lineage: Eukaryota; Metazoa; Chordata; Aves; Opisthocomiformes; Opisthocomidae.
AUGUUCAACGGAAGCCGGAAAUACAGCCCCUCGCCUUCCUCGCCGUCUUCCUCACGGGCAUCCUCCUCCUCGCUGCCGGCGGCUCCGCGGAGAUCCCCACGAGCCCUGCAACGCCACAGCUCGCUGCUCUCCCAGUACAGCCGCUUGCUGGAGAGCUACACGGAGGGGGAUUUGCCCCAGGGGAUCUCCAUCCUGGUGGACAUUCACCCACCCUAUGGGGGCCUCCAUCCUGGUGGACAUUCACUNNNNCUGUUCCCCCGGGCCGGCAGCCGCAGGAAGCGCGCCCGCGCUCGCCACAAACCCUGCGCCCUGAAGGAGCUGGAGGUGAGCGUCAGCGAGCUGGGGCUGGGCUACGAGUCGGAUGAGACCGUGCUUUUCCGCUACUGCAGCGGCACCUGCGAGUCGGCCAUCCGGAGCUACGACCUCUCGCUGAAGAGCAUGAGGAGCAGGAGGAAGAUCAAGAAGGAGAAGGUCCGGGCUCGACCCUGCUGCCGGCCGCUGGCCUACGACGACGACGUCUCCUUCUUGGAUGUCUCGGGGUUUGCUGGGGCGUCGCGGCUGUGGCCGAAGGAUGGCUUUCCGCUUGCAUGUCUUCUUUCGGGCGUCUCACUCGGGGUCGCCUUCUGCGUGAAGCCCCUCCGGCUCCGCCGCGGGAGCGUGGCUUGA